AUGAAACUGACGGCCACUGGCGGCGGCGGCACCGGUGGCGGCACCGGUACUGCUAACGGCAACGGCAUAGACCGGGACAUGACAUCUGGCAAAACACCGGGAUUGACGGCACCGGCAGUGGUCACCGGUCCACCACUUGUAGCCAUGGAGGACAGCAGCUAUACGCCCACCUGCGGCGGUUACGUGGGCUCCAACCCGGGUAACCACAACCAUAAACACGCGCACCGGGCGAGUGUCACGUGUGUGGGCCAGAUAUGUACCGUACGUAACCUAUCGCUACUGCGGCGGCGCACAAAGUUUAAAGAAGACAGGGAACGCCGGGUGGCUAAGACCCUGCUCAUAAUCACGUCGGUAUUCCUGGUGUGUUGGUCACCCUUUUUUCUGACAUUUUCCGUGUACAUCGGUGCCCCGGAAAUGCCCUUUCACUUGCAACAAACACUGAUCUGGUUUGGUUUGUGCAAUUCCACCAUAAACCCUUUUAUUUACGCAUACUUUGUGCCCACGUUUCGCCAGACGUUUCGUAAGAUACUGUGCCGUAAAUGA
Molecule: messenger RNA, 543 nt
Organism: Medioppia subpectinata
Lineage: Eukaryota; Metazoa; Arthropoda; Arachnida; Sarcoptiformes; Oppiidae
Source: the annotation of a GenBank genome assembly